UCUAAAUGGGUUGAGGUUCACAUUAUGUUUCUUUGUGAAAUGCACACAGGUGUGAUUGCAGCGGUGAUGGAGUGGCGUCAGCAGUCUGCAGUCAGCUGCGAGCUGGCGUUCCAGGAGGCGCAGAGAUGGCUUGAGGAAGUGACGAAAAAGGGUUUUGGAAGUAAAAGCUUUCGCGUGGCCUUAGAGGACGGGGUCCUUCUGUGCGAUCUGAUCAACACAUUGAAGCCGGGCAUCAUUAGACGAGUGAACCGGCUCUCCACUCCCAUUGCAGGCUUGGACAACGUGAAUGUGUUUCUCAAGGCUUGCGAGAAGCUAGGGCUUAAUGAAGCACAGCUCUUCCAUCCUGGAGAUCUGCAGGAUGUGUCCACACGUGUGACCGUCAGACAUGAAGAGACAAGCAGGAGACUGAAAAACGUUUUGAUAACUAUAUACUGGUUGGGGAGGAAGGCCCAGUCUGAUCCGUUUUACACUGGACCACAGCUGAAUCUAAAAGCCUUUGAAGGUUUGCUGGGAACAGCAUUAUCUAAGGCUCUGGAGGAGUCUGUGCAGUCCAAGUCGAGUGUGAGGGACAGUGGGUACGCGGAGGGCUGGUUCUCUGACAGGGAGGAUCUGUUCAGUCUGAAGCAGGCAGGCUACAGGAGAGAGGACUCCGUCGAGAGCCUGGACUCAGUGGAGUCUCACACACUUAGUGUGGCUUCAGACUGCACACUUACAGCCGGCAGUGAAGGUUGCUGUAGUGACGCAGAAGCGGGGCAUUGCUUCAGGAUGGCAGAAGGCAGUAAAAGUGAUGUCCCCAUCAGGGAAAGAGUGCAUGUCCCAUCUGCCCUGAGGAAGAAAAGGCAGGAAUACCAGCAGGGAGGCAGGAGUUAUGCAGUCAACCUCACUAGUGAAAGUGGGAGGUGCUUAUGCCACGACCUCCCUCCUGCUUCUGCCUUCCUCCAAUGGGCAAGCAGUUACCAGAGUGACAGUGACUCUGAUGCUGAUCGCCCUGAACCAGACCUUGUGCAGGACGACCUAGCGAGUCGCAGAUUUCGCUCCGUAACCUCCAUGGCCCCUGUGAACUUUGCGAUCCCUUCAAAGCCUCUAGGACCCACGGUGGCCCCUAUGGUGACUCCAAGUGCUAGGAAGUCAUGGCUCACCUUGUCAGAUGCCUCACGGCUGGCCGCACUGCCACCCCAGAGAUCAAACCAGAGCGUGUCAUCCAUUCCCUCUGUAAAUGGACGGGCAGACUUUGAAACAGUCACUUUGGAGGAAGAGUUUCUUCAGCGAGCCCUAAACAAUGGCACGAGUGACUCUGAUGAGGAGCGAGGAAAUGCCGAUCCGGUGCUGGAUGACCUUUACGCCCGUCGGGUGCUCGUCUCGGAGCAUCAAACCUCCAUCAAUGCCAAUUCAGACAAGUUCCUGCCCAAAUAUUGGACACCUGAGGAAGAUCUACAUGUGAAAAAGAUCAGGCUAGGAUCCCAGCGCAGACCAUGGUAUAAGAAGAUGCAGGGCUUCAGAAGUAAAUCUAUGGGUGACAUCCCACUGGAGCCCAUUCCACAGGAGUCUGACACCUGCUUCAGUUUUGACCAGCUGGAGUCACAGCACAGUCACCAGGGGUCUGUUGGAGAGGUGACCCUUGACCCCUCAGCCAUACAGAGAGUUCAGCACGAGCAGCUACAGAGCAUCCGGGCCAGAAUAAAGGAAGGUGAAGCCAAGUGGCAUGAGGAUCUGAACAGGUGGAAGAGCCGGCGGUGGAGUGCAAACUCUGACCUCCACAAGAAGUUUGGGGAGAGGGAGCAGAUUGAACUGAUCAGCAGUGGGGGAGGAAGCAGUGCCAUCAGGACCUCACAGCUCACAGAGGUGCCAGAGGAGAGCUCCAACAUGCCUGGACCCAUGAGUGAUGCGGGCUCCAGUGUCAGCAGUACUGGGUGGUCCACCACCUGGGCUUCACCCCUCACGUACGGGACAUCUUCUGCUCUGACCGGAGGCACUGAUGCAGAGACUACUGACUCGGCUGUUAAAUUCUUCACCCCUCCAUCAGCUGUUGUCUCUGAACAGAGUUCACUGACCAGCCUGGCUACCAUGGAUCCAGAACCAUACGAGUGGCAGGGUCCAGACUUCAGCUGCCGUGCGAGCCUCCUGGAGAGCUUUUAUGCAGGUGGAGCACGCGUAUCUGCCACUCUACCCAGAGGUUUCAGAAGGUCAGAAAGUUCCUCGCGCCUCUCCACGGGUGUCACACCACGUCCAUUUGGAGCCAAACCCUCCAGAGUGUCUUCAUUGCCCAGAUCAUAUUCAAUGGACGACUCUUAUAAAAGCGUGAUCAGUGGGAACAGAGACCAUUCAAUCAUACCCUCUUUUCUUAGUGGUCAAGGAAGCGUUACAGCCUCUGCUGACACGGGCCACUUUCGUUCAAGCACUCAUCCAAUCAAGAAGGAAGAGAGAAGAGAUGGAAGGUUGUCAGUGCCUCCAAUUAACUUGUUUGUCACUAAAGUGACAACGGCCGCCUCCAAUGUACAAACAUCUCCUGUUGUCUCUGAAACCAGGGAUUUUAAGGUGGGUCAAAGUGAAAUGCGAGUCUGUUUGAAUCAGAAGCCAAACAGUGGGAGAGACUUUGGAUUCAAGGCUCACUGGGACUCAACUGGUGCUCGUGUGAAAUCUGUUCAACCUGGCGGCCCAGCAGAGUUGUGUGGUCUGCUGAUGGGUGAUGAGAUUGUGGCACUGGGUGGAUGCAGGGUGGCUGAAAUGAAUUAUGAGCAGUUUAAGGGCAGUAUGAACACAGCACAUCAAAAGGGCACUUUACUGAUGGACAUCCGACGACACGGCCAGAAUGACUGGGGCAGUGACCAACCUUCCCUACCGUACAAGAGCCAUAAGACCAUCAAUUUGACCAGUGCCAAUUCAACACUUGUAGGGCGGCCCGAGCAGUAUGUCUCGAUUAGCACAACCUCUCCAGUGGAGACCAUGGUGAAGACACAAGUCAACGGACAGCCUGCUAAUGGAGUUCUAUCUAAAAUGGUAAAUGGACGUAUCCAGGACAAUCCAGUUUCUCUAAGAAACAAAGGUGGCUCGGAGUCUGCCAUCUCUGAUCUGCAGGUUCCCUCCAUCAGUACCACGUCCUCUCGCUGGUCAUGGGAUCAUGAGGAGGAGAGGCGGAGACAGGAGAAAUGGCAGAUGGAACAAGAGCGCCUUCUGCAGGAGAAGUAUCGCCGUGAUCAGGAGAAGUUGGAGGAGGAGUGGAGGAGAGCUCAGCAGGAGGUCUAUGGAGAGGAGCACAGUGGUACUGAGGAGCAGAAGUGCACUGAUGUGCCAUCAAAUGGAAACGCUACUUAUAUUCAAUCGCCCUUCUUCAACCAAUCCAUUGCUACCACUUCAGUGGCAUCCAAUCAGAAUGCAGAGAAGGUGGAAGCAACACAGAACAGACAGACCACUGUGCAAACAGCAGCAGCACAGCAGUCACUAAAGACAGAAGUGGAGUGUGAUUCAACCACAAAGAGUCAGUGCUCUGAGGUGUCCUAUGGGUUUGCCAAGCUUACAGUUUCAGACAGGAAAAAGUCCAAAUCUACCCCUGCACUUCAAGGCCUUUACAAACAAGAUGCUAAAGCAGGAAGCGGUCAAAAGAAGGGACAGCUGUCACAGGCAGAAACGGAACGUCUGCAGAUCUUGGAAGAGAUGAGGAAGAAGACGCAGCUCCUCACUGACAACAGUUGGAUCCGUCAGCGCAAUGCUAGCAUCAACAAAGAGCCCAUCACUGUGGGAACAUCAAUCAGGAGAUAUGAAUCUCUGGACAACCUCCACUCAACCAGCUCCUCCUGGUUUAGGCAGUCCUACUCUUCAAGUCUCUCAAACAGGCCCCAUUCUGCUUUGGGGAACACUGGCUCUUACAGGAGUGGACGCAGCAGCCUGGGCCCUGAUUCAGCCAUCUUCUCUACUGCUCUGAAGCAGAGCUCCUUGUUUGCCUCCAACUACCCCACUCCACCAAUCACAGCUACACCUGAGCCAUCGGGCCCUAAGUCAUGUCAAAACUCUCAACAACAUGGCAGGCUGGUCAGUGGCAGGCGGAUGUGCUCAAGGUGUGAGCAGCCUCUGGGGAAGGGAGCUGCCAUGGUCAUCGAUUCCCUGGAGCUCUGCUUUCACAUUGGUUGCUUCAAGUGUGUCAGCUGCAGGACUGACCUUGGAAGAGGGUCUGAGUCCGGAGCUCAGGUCAGAGUCCGACACAGACAGCUCUUCUGUAACACCUGCUACAGCAGAAUCAGAGUCUGUUCCUCCAUCUCCAAGUGACUUGAAUGCAUUGCAACAGAUCGAAGAGGAGUGUACCACAGAAGCAACCUCAGGAACCAUUAGCACAACCUAACCACUGCAGCAGGCUUUAUCCACUGCUUGCUUUCAUUGCUUUGACAAUCAGUAUAUAGAGACUGAUAUUUCUGGGAUUGUUCUCAUAGUAUGACCGCUACAUAGUGACAGGUUUGGGCAUGUUAUUUUGAUCACUUCUGAUACCCCUGAGGUUGUUUCUGUACUGGCUGACAUCCAUGUAGUAGGAUGUAAUGCUGAACAGUUAUGCAUUCCAUGUGGCAAGUAAUAACAUGUCGAAUGACUUCUAAGAACUGUUUUAUAUGUUCUAUUGUGAAGUCCUUUCUGAGACUCCUCUCAUAUCUUUAAUAUAAGCUUUCCUCAUAAUUAUUUAAUAAAUGUUCUAGCACACUUUAUCUGGGUAUCAAGCACCCCUGAUAACCUGGUUACCCCCCCCCCCCCUACCCAUUGGUAGAAAUCACAUAGUGGUGAUGGUGCAGGGGUUUAAGUCAUUGUUCUGUAAGUGUUAAUUAGGAGGAAUCUUAUUAUGCAACAUUUUUAAACAAGCUGCUUCAUAGAAAUGCAUUUGAUCCGUCAUACUUACAGAUGUUGAAAUGUAUUCUUCAGUAAGUGGCACUCUGGUUGUAACCAACAUUUUUAUCUCUAUUUAGAUGCAAUGUUCUGCCUGUCAGGAGGCCUGCACACAGAGGUUGUAUUGCAUAUAAUUGUAAAAUCAAAUUUCCUGGGAUGCUUCUUUCCAAGCCCCUCUGCCAGAUGUUUCUGUUUGACGUUUACGUGACUUUCUCCUUGUAUGACAUAGCCUAGAUAAAACUGGCUAAACAAGUUAAAUUAAGUGUUGCCAUGGAAAUAAAGCUAACUUUUAAAUGGAAAA
Carassius carassius (crucian carp) is the source of this 5161-nucleotide messenger RNA. It is a transcript of the gene lmo7b, whose product is annotated as LIM domain 7b. The transcript has 29 exons. The coding region runs from base 25 to 4260 and encodes 1411 amino acids. Gene Ontology annotation, biological process: regulation of signaling; regulation of cell adhesion. NCBI's taxonomy places the organism in Eukaryota, Metazoa, Chordata, Actinopteri, Cypriniformes, Cyprinidae. The record is from RefSeq and is a predicted model, not a curated record. Gene Ontology annotation, molecular function: protein binding.